Sebastes umbrosus (honeycomb rockfish) is the source of this 1974-nucleotide messenger RNA. RefSeq lists its product as uncharacterized. The record is from RefSeq and is a predicted model, not a curated record. Lineage: Eukaryota; Metazoa; Chordata; Actinopteri; Perciformes; Sebastidae. Gene Ontology annotation, biological process: cellular response to thyroid hormone stimulus; regulation of transcription by RNA polymerase II. Gene Ontology annotation, cellular component: mediator complex. The transcript is spliced from 18 exons. Gene Ontology annotation, molecular function: nuclear vitamin D receptor binding; nuclear thyroid hormone receptor binding; transcription coregulator activity. The coding region runs from base 42 to 1883 and encodes 613 amino acids.
AUCUUGUGAGGAACAUUUGGGACUGACAUAAGGACAAAAGCAUGGUAUGUGGACUGAUGAAUAGUUCCAACUGGAUGGACAUCUCUCUGAAGAUACACCGCUUGUUUCUCAUGAAGUCCAUUAUCUCUCAGCUACACUUGAAAUUUGCAGAGAAGACAUGGAAUGAAACCUUUCAGCUUGUCCGAAGAUGCAUGGACAGACGCAAAGAUGAAUCCAGACCCUAUAAGCCACUGGUUAGAUCACUGGAAAGGCUCCAGGAAGAGUUAAAUGUGUCCUGUAUGAAAGCCAUGAGGUCUCGUCUGGAGAUGAUCGCCAAACAGCAAGGAAUGGGCUUUCACAUUACCGAGGCCACAUGCUACCUGACAGCCGAUUUGUUCUACCUGGAAGUGGUGCUGCUGCCGUGUGGCGGGGUGGCGGAGGUCAAAGUGGCUCCACAUGGAGGCUUCCCUGUUCCCAGUGAGUCCUUCCUGCAGCUGCUGAGGUCAAAACAUUUUGCUGAGUUCUCCGUGAAGUUGGCAGGCCUCUUCACCCAGUACAACAUCCCUGGGGACAAUGUAAUCAAAUUAAAAUUGUUUGCAUCUCUGCAAUGCCUCGGGAAAGACUUGCAGCAAAUCUCACAUUUGCCAAGGGAGCCAAAGGACUCUGACCCCCAAGUGGACAUGAUUAACAAUGGCAGGAUCGGGUGUCUGAUAGCUGGAAGAGAAGAUUGCCCCCUGACGAUCCAGUUCUAUAUCACCCCGACUGAUGGGAUGAAGACCUCAGAUUUACAAAUGGCCAACACAGAGGCAUUCAUCCAGGCAGCCCAUGUGACUGUAGGUGUCAGUUAUGAAACCCACAACCUUCAGAUGGCGUCUGUGAUCCCACAGCUGGAUCCCCAGGGUCGUCCUGUGUUCCUGCCGUUUAGUGAGGCACCAUGUGAAGCGCUGCCUGCCUGCUUUCUCCUCAAACUGCAGCCAGCAAUACCAAUGAUGUUGUCUUUUGUAAUCAAGCUCAGACAAAUUACAGACAUGGCCAUACCAGAUGUUGACCUGCAGUGGGCACCAUUACCCAAGCUUCUGACGAGACGCUCACUGAGUGCAAACAGCCAUGAGGAGACAUCAGAUGAGCAGGAUACUAUUUUUACAGUGCCUCUUCCUGGUGGUGUGAUGCACAGUUAUGUCCUCCCCGGAGCUGCAUGGGAGGUGGUUCCCCAGAUAGGGACCGUAGUGGACAGUAUUCCCUUCACCCACCCGGCCCACGUCCCAGCCCUGCUGGAGCUGCUCCGACAUCAGAGCGCCAUCAACACCCUGCUGAGGAGCUGCAUCACUUCUGAGUGUGCAGGAACCGGUUCGGUUUGUGACCUUCACUUCGAAGUCCUUCCCGAGUCUGAGACCAGCUUUUCUGUGACCUUCCACCGACCUGACACUGACUCGCUCGCUGUCUUGCUGGUAAACGUACCUGAUCCCCGUCAGAUCAUCUGCACUUUGUUCGGAGUAGGAACAGGGGAUCCCUCUCUGAAUGAAUAUCUUUCCACUGUCAUGAAGAGGUUCAUGUCCAUUCCUGUGACCUUGACGACAUUAUACAGCAAGCUAGAGGAGGUCACCUCUGCUCCACUUUCUCCUGGCCACCCGGCCACCACAGAGGCCGAAAAUGACCACUCAGCUCCCUCGAGGAUUGUUGUGACCGACACCAACGGCGCCUUGACCGCGUCCUCCCAGAGUGCAGCUGUGCCAGAGGAUGGCUUCAGCGUCUCUGGUUCGGCCUCCUAUGCCAUGUCUGUAGCCAAAUCUGAGCUCCUUCCUGAAAUAAACACGAGUCCUGCUGUCAACCCGUACAUGUUCUCUCCUGUGGGUGUGUUUUCUCACUGGGUGACCAAUGGCAGCCAACUGUCAGAGCUCAUCUGAAUCUGUACGCGUGUAUACAUGACGUGAUGACAAAGUUUAGCCUUUUAAAAUGUGUCAUUUUUAGAAUUAAAUAAAUGUUUCAUAAAGCAAA